Messenger RNA from Hymenoscyphus albidus, 1633 nucleotides. The record is from the annotation of a GenBank genome assembly. NCBI's taxonomy places the organism in Eukaryota, Fungi, Ascomycota, Leotiomycetes, Helotiales, Helotiaceae.
CUGAGCAGCACCCACCUUACCUGCUGGUCUCUCAGUCUCUUCCUCCCUCAUACUCUUCUGCUACCAAAAUCUGAGAGCAACCACCAAAGACCUCCCACCACCAAAAAACUCCCCAACAGUAAGUACUGGCCCUACCCAAAUCCUCUCCCCUAUUAUCUGGACGUCUCCUUCGCUUGCCCACACGCAGCAUCGAGUCCACCAGAUUUCCCCCCAACGUUGCCCUGCACAAAACGCGCUCAAUUGCACGCAAUUGCAUCGUCGUUCGCCCUCUGGCAAUGACACUCCAAAGAGUCGUCGCGUCGUCGCGACCUUCACCUUCACCUUCCCUUCUUGAUGAUCUCUUCCCACUGAGCUCCCUCUAACCUCCGCGCGCAGGAAACCCAACCGCCCACCAAUUUUUCACGACCUCAAAAAGUCAACUUCAGGUUAGUUGGUUUUGUUUGUUUUCAACUUCCAUCUCACUUUCUGAGCUUCACGAUGCAAGUCGUCGACGUUGCGACCGCUCAACACCCGCAUCGCAUCGCACCACCCAAAUCAACACAACACCAUCUACACCGUUCUAGUCACCACCACUUGUCGCACUCACCACCACCCACCACCACCACCUUGGAUUUCGCUCAUCGCGUCCGAUUUAGGAUCGCCUCACUUUUGCGACCACUUUGCUGACUUUCAAAAAAUCAAUUAGUUAAAUCAAUCAUCAUGCCAAAGGAAAAGGCCCCCAAGCGCGCGACUGCUAAGCGAUCCGAGAAGAAGAAGAAGGGUAUGUCUUGACUCGAAAUGACCUCGCUGUCGUUGGUCGUGAUUGUCCUAACAUCGAUCCCUAGAUCCUAAUGCCCCAAAGCGUGGUCUUUCUGCCUACAUGUUCUUCGCCAACGAGCAACGUGAGAACGUUCGCGAGGAGAACCCCGGAAUCAGCUUCGGUACGUGGUGCCAACAUUCAUUCCCUCAGUCAUGUAUCUAACUUGCAUCCAUAGGCCAAGUCGGAAAGCAACUCGGUGAGCGCUGGAAGGCACUCAGCGACAAGCAACGUGCACCAUAUGAGGCAAAGGCCGCACAGGACAAGAAGCGUUAUGAAGAUGAGAAGGCAAGCUAUAUCGUAAGUGCUGAGCCAGAUGAUGACGAGAAGCCUGUGGGCGUUCGCAAGCGUACUGCCAGAGGUACUAAUAAGAACGCCGCACAGGCUGAAGCUGAGGAGGAAGAGUCUUCUUAAAGAAGUAUCUUCACUACCUUGACACACGUUUACGACCGACCUCGACCACCUCGGGAUACCUUGAUUCUGGGCUUUUCCGUGUGACCGUGUUUCUCUCUCUGCAGCAGUGGCUUGGGCUUCACUUGGCUUCGCUUUGUAACUUUUCUUUGGGCUGGGGCGGGGUGUUAUGCACAGGACUUGGGCUUCUUUCUGAUUUUUUUCUUUAUGAAAUCGAGGAUGGAGGGACGUUUUUCGCGACGAUGAUGUUAUGGAGGGUCUCGGUCACCUAAUGGACGUGAUUUAUUCCCAAGAUUAUCAUAGGAUACGCUUUUGACGAUCAUGCGGAGUGCGACAGUGACGUUGAUGUCUAGCACAUCCCAUACUAUGCGUAUCACAAUGAAAUCUUCUGUAUUCUAGCUAUCGAAUCAACAUCUUCCAAUACCG